GGCAUUUCCGCCAAAAGUCUUUUGUUAAGCUUGCCGUUUGCAGAUUGCUUUCAGAGCUCAUCUAACACCAUUUCGGUCCAACACAUUGUUCUGAUCAGCCCUGGGUCGCAAGAAUGUCGGCAGCACUUACGGCUCGGCUGGCUCAGCCAUAUCCUGGACCUUCACUUCCCAGUCCAUCGCAUAUCCGCCUCGUCUACCUACACCCCGGAACAGAUGAAGCUGUUUAUUGCGAGCUAAUAACCGUCUCUAUUGAAUCCGCACCAAGUUAUGAGGCUUUAUCAUACACCUGGGGCGAUCCCUCCCGUAGAGAGAGCAUCAACAUGACCACGCAAGGCUCCGAGACUACGCAACAAUUCUCAGUAACUUCCAACUGCUACUCUGCCCUGAAACGCCUUCAGUAUAGAGAUAGGACCAGGGUUCUGUGGAUUGACGCCUUGGCUAUUGAUCAAUCUAAUGUUGACGAGAAAAACUAUCAAGUCAGUCUCAUGUCAAGGAUAUACUCUCAAGCUGCGAGUGUAGUCGUUUAUCUCGGUGAACCUGGAGACAACAGCGACUUGGCUAUCGCAUUCAUCAUGGAAUGCGAUGACCCACCCCAAGGCACCACGUCUCUGAGCUUUCCAAAGUCGGAUAUCUUGAUGGAUGCACUCCGGAAUUUCUUCCUCCGCCCUUGGUUCACCAGGGUCUGGGUAAUUCAGGAAGUCUUCCUAUCAACCGACAAGAUUAUAUACUGUGGAGAAAAAGAACUAUCAUGGUCUGCGAUGGAGAACUUCAAGCAUUACCUCGUCAAUACGAGACUACGGUUUCGAUUGCCAUACGUGGUUUCAGCAUCAAACAGACAUUUUGAAGAGGAGACUACGGAAGAAUUACUGCUGAGGGAUCUACUUGAUUCGAGGCAUUGCGAAGCAAUUGACCCUCGUGAUAAAGUGUACAGCCUGUUGCCCAUACUGCAGUCAUUUAAUAAAUCACUCGGUCUGAUACCAAGGUACCAGGACACACCAGAAAAGAUCUACACGGAUUGCGCUCUCUCUCUAUUGCCAAGUUGCGGCUGGAAGAUUCUCUACGCUGUGCAGGGUCAAUCAGCCACACGGAGGCUCCCAUCCUGGGUUCCAGAUUGGAAUGUCCUGCCUCAGCGAUAUAUCAUCGGGACAGCUCCUUGGCUUGAAAUGAGUUCGUUUUGGACAGACAAGGUGCUCCCAGGUGUUCCCCGCAAACCGCAAAUCAUCUUACGUAGCUCGAAUAAGGGACAGAUACCAGUGCUGCAUGGGCAUGGAUAUUCAUGUGGAAAGAUGUUGAAACUGGGGUCAACAUACAUCGCGGGUCAAACACCAUUCCCCGCUAAGGAGUGGUAUAAUCUCGUCAACAAGGUUGAUCUAUCAACACGAGUCGACAAGUCUGGAUCUGGUUCACCCGACCCGAAGUUUCCUCAUCGAACAGAAUCCUUCGUCAAGUUCCUUCGGCUUGCUCGUUACCUUUACUCUUCGAGCAUGAAAGAAGAAGAAGAAGACCCUGCAGAUGAUCUGCCAAGACCAGACUUUGUCAUCGGCGGCGCACGCAGCCCCUACGAGGGAUACAGAUUUGGUUCCAAGUGGGAAGAUACAAUACGGAAAUUGGCCACUGAGAGGAAAGAUGGAGUGCUACCAUUCAGGGAUAUCCCUUUUCACUAUGCUGCGGCGGGGUGGCCGCCGAGUUAUGGGAAUACUAUAAGAGGGAAUCUGGAGGCUUGCCAUCUGCGGCGGUGUUUCGUUACAGAUACAGGAUAUUUCGGUCUUGCACCUGCGGAAGCAGAAAAUGGGGACCGGGUUUUCUUAUGCGUUGGGGCUUCGGUUCCGUUUGUUCUGAGGGAAACUCAGAGAAAUGGAGGUGAUGAGUUUGACUUGGUUGGGGAGAGCUAUCUGCAAGCCGGCGCGUGGUUUGAGAUGGUCAACAAUGACAGUCAACCUCAAUCUCUGUAUAUCAUAUAA
This is a messenger RNA of Fusarium oxysporum Fo47, 1961 nucleotides long. RefSeq names its product heterokaryon incompatibility protein-domain-containing protein. NCBI's taxonomy places the organism in Eukaryota, Fungi, Ascomycota, Sordariomycetes, Hypocreales, Nectriaceae. The coding region runs from base 114 to 1961 and encodes 615 amino acids. The transcript has a single exon. The record is from RefSeq and is a predicted model, not a curated record.